AUGUCCUUUACGCCAUCACCAAUGACUCCAAAUCCGUCGACCGCCGUCCUACGAUCCACUACUCCUCCACCAAUAUACUCACCUGACGAAUUGGCUCAUGGUCGAUUUUCCCAAGAGAGAGGAGAGCCAUCUUUCUCCUCUUUCCACCACUUAGACACCAAGACUUCGAGUCCAACUGACGAGAGCGACGAGGCUUUGAUCCUCGAUGGUGCUCUCCCGGGGCCUGUGAUAGCUGAAGGCUCCAUGUCGACAGCUCGAGCGCCAGCUUCACUGGACUACGGACUACGAUUACAUGAUUCCUCCGCAGCCUCGCUCCGAUCUGCCCAGUCAAACUCGAAUGCAAUUUUCAGACCAGUUACCUCGUAUUCAAUGCCGGCGUCGACUGCUGAUCUUACCGUCACACCGCUCCAUCUAUUAGGAGAUCAGGCAGAUUUCGUGGACUGCCCGUUCUGUCGGCGACGAGUUGAAACUAGAAUUAAGAAGAAUGCUUCUACAGCUACGCACAUGGCCGCAACCGGACUCUUCUUUACGACCGUUGGAGGCGUAGUAGCACCCUACGCUGCCAAAUGGAAAUGCCAUAUCAGUCACUUUUGCACCAAUUGUGGUAAAAAAGUGGCCGUUAAGCGACAUGGUUCAGAUGAGAUGAAGGCACUGGGGACACCAGACCAUUUGCGUCAAGUGUCCAAAUUCCCUGCUGCUGUCACCCCAUAUACGUCAAAUAAUUAA
This is a messenger RNA of Clonostachys rhizophaga, 726 nucleotides long. The record is from the annotation of a GenBank genome assembly. Lineage: Eukaryota; Fungi; Ascomycota; Sordariomycetes; Hypocreales; Bionectriaceae.